Messenger RNA from Hyaloscypha bicolor E, 1380 nucleotides. Its product is annotated as cystathionine beta-l. Gene Ontology annotation, biological process: 'de novo' L-methionine biosynthetic process; transsulfuration. NCBI's taxonomy places the organism in Eukaryota, Fungi, Ascomycota, Leotiomycetes, Helotiales, Hyaloscyphaceae. Gene Ontology annotation, cellular component: cytoplasm. Gene Ontology annotation, molecular function: pyridoxal phosphate binding. The record is from RefSeq and is a predicted model, not a curated record. The transcript is spliced from 2 exons. The coding region runs from base 1 to 1380 and encodes 459 amino acids.
AUGUCUACACCGCCACGGCCAUCAGAAGGGUUUGGAGAGAGCAAGCUCAAUGGAGCCGUAGGCAAAGCAUUUCCUCAUAUCGACCUGGAUGGUCAUGAUCUGCCGCCCUCUCCGGCACCUUCGAGUCCUCGAAAUGGUCGAAAAUACGCCUUGGCCACGGAGUUGGUGUAUACAGAGAGCAAGGAUCAAUAUGGAGCUUCAAGCAUGCCAAUCUAUCAAUCGGCGACCUUCAAGCAGAGCUCUGCUUCGGGAGGCUCGGAGUACGAUUACACUCGGUCAGGAAACCCAACUCGGACACACUUGGAGAGACAUCUUGCGAAGAUCAUGAACGCCUCGAGAGCACUGGUUGUUGGUUCAGGAAUGGGUGCUUUGGAUGUUAUUACGCGAAUUUUGCGACCAGGAGAUGAGGUUAUUACCGGUGAUGACCUGUACGGAGGAACAAACAGGCUGUUGACGUAUAUGGCCACCAAUCACGGAAUCAUCGUCCACCAUGUCGAUACCACGAUUCCGCAGCGGGUGCAGGAAGUUGUCUCAGCGAAGACGGCUAUGGUGCUAUUGGAGACUCCAACAAACCCCCUGAUCAAGAUUGUAGAUAUCCCUUCGAUUGCGAAGAUUGUGCAUAAGAUGAACCCGACGGCUUUAGUAGUGGUUGACAACACCAUGCUCUCUCCCUUGCUAUCGAACCCCCUCGAUCUCGGCGCGGAUAUCGUCUACGAGUCCGGAACGAAGUAUCUUUCAGGACACCACGAUAUCAUGGCUGGAGUCUUAGCGUUCAAUGACCCAGCGAUCGGAGACAAGAUGUAUUUCACCAUCAAUUCGACUGGUUGUGGAUUGGCGCCCAAUGACGCGUUUCUGCUCAUGAGAGGUAUCAAAACUCUGGCAAUCCGUAUGGAGAAACAGCAAUCGAAUGCACAGAGAAUUGCAGAGUUCCUUGAAGCACACGGUUUCCGAGUUCGAUACCCUGGAUUGAAAUCCCACCCUCAGUAUGAUCUCCAUUGGUCCAUGGCAAGAGGAGCAGGAGCUGUCUUGUCCUUCGAGACUGGGGAUGUUACUUUAUCCGAGAGAAUCGUCGAGGCUGCUCGACUAUGGGGUAUUAGUGUGAGCUUUGGAUGUGUCAACAGCUUGAUCAGCAUGCCAUGCCAGAUGAGUCACGCGAGCAUCGAUGCGAAGACGAGGAAGGAACGCAAGAUGCCAGAAGAUAUAAUCAGACUAUGUGUUGGCAUCGAGGACCCAGAUGAUUUGAUUGACGAUUUAAGCAGAGCACUUGUUCAAGCCGGAGCUGUCACUGUGACUUUGGAUGGAUUUCACGCCACUGGCUCAGCGGCGGCAUUAGCUGACGUCCCAAUAGAGGAAUCAGAUGCUGCUGCUGCACCAUCAUGA